CGCGUUCUGCGUAAAAACAGCGCACAGUUAAUCAGAUUGAGUGCUCCAUUUGGCCUUGAGGACGAUUGAAGCUCUUUAAAUUAUGAGCAAAAAAUAAUCAUAACAAUACAAAACAAUAAUAAUUAACCAUGAGCGCAUCCAACUCCUUCCAUAAAGCUGAGAUCAUCACUGCACUGUCAGUGACAUUUGGAGCUGCAGCAGUGGGAAUCCUCAUCUACAAAACAUUUUUUAGCAAAAGCGAAUGUGUGAAGCCAAAGGUUAACCUUGAUCUGCAGAAAGACAACCCCAAAGUGGUACAUGCAUUUGAUAUUGAGGACCUGGGCGACAAAGCUGUGUACUGUAGGUGCUGGAGAUCCAAAAAGUUUCCAUACUGUGAUGGCGCACAUGCUAAACACAAUCAGGAAACGGGAGACAACGUUGGUCCUCUGAUCAUUAAACGCAAGGAGGCAUGAGCAUUUCCACUGUUCAUGACCAUCCAUUCUCAGUGAUUGAGAUUAGUGUGUCUUCGCUUUACAUGUGUGGUCAGGGCUGAUGGGAUUAAAUGUGUGAUUAUGUAAUCCUGUGUAUGUAUGCUUGAUUGGUUUCUCGGUGUCUUUUUUUUUCAGCUCUCAGACCAGUACUAUCUGUAAACCUGGAACACAAAACCAGUCUUAAGUGUAAAUUUUUCUGAAGCUGAAUAAAUAAGCUUUCUAUUGAUGUAUUUAGGAUUGGACAAUAUUUGGCCGAGAUACAACCGUUUGAAAAUCUGGAAUCUGAGGGUGCAAAAACAAAUCUAAAUCGCCUUUUGAAUUGUCCAAAUGAAUUCUUAGCUAUGCAUAUUACUAAUCAAAAAUUAAGUUUUUAUAUUUACGGUAGGAAAUUUACAAAAUAUCUUCAUGGAACAUGAUCUUUACUUAAUAUCCUAAUUAUUUUUGGCAUAAUUUUUGGUAUAAUUUUGACCCAUACAAUGUGUGGUUUUUAAAAAAGUUUUUUUUUUUUUUUAGCUUUUUCUACAAAUAUACCCCAGAGACUUAAGACUGGUUUUGUGGGUCACAUAUAUAUCUGGGUGGUUGUUAAGCAAUACAUAUCAAUUUUCUCUUUUUAUCUGCUUAGACUUUAUGGGAUAUGUUCUGGUUUAACCAAACUCUCCUAAAUAUGUUUCUGUGCUUAAACACUGGUCAUACUAUUGUAGAUACACUAGAGACAAAAACUUGAAUUGAAAAAACACAUGACUUAGAACAGAAACUUGUUCAUUUUAGGAGAUAAAUAUGAAUGUGAAAGGAGUAUGAAAACCAAAUGGCAAUCUUCUAAUGUUUUCUUUCUAUGUUAAAUUAUCCACACAUGACCUUAACUGAUUACUGACAUUAAAUGUAUUUAAAAUGGCAUUCUCCUGUAUUUUGAAUCCUAGCCACAGAAUCUGACAGGUACUGUUUUAUAUAGUUUAAAAUUUAAUUUGGAGUAUUUUCCCUUGUCGUUCAGAAAUAUGUACUUGUGGAAAUGCAAGAUCUGUUUCUCUAGUCUAACUGAACCAAAUGUUAUAUGGAGAAAAUCAUGUUGUGAUGAGCUUGUCUUUUCUGUGAAAUUAUUGUUUUCUCUCUCAGAAAAGUACACUGUACAAGUUUGUUGUUAAAUAAACAGUUUCAAACA
Carassius carassius (crucian carp) is the source of this 1626-nucleotide messenger RNA. It is a transcript of the gene cisd1, whose product is annotated as CDGSH iron sulfur domain 1. Gene Ontology annotation, molecular function: 2 iron, 2 sulfur cluster binding. The transcript has 3 exons. The record is from RefSeq and is a predicted model, not a curated record. Gene Ontology annotation, biological process: regulation of autophagy. The coding region runs from base 129 to 452 and encodes 107 amino acids. Gene Ontology annotation, cellular component: mitochondrial outer membrane; intracellular membrane-bounded organelle. NCBI's taxonomy places the organism in Eukaryota, Metazoa, Chordata, Actinopteri, Cypriniformes, Cyprinidae.